AUGAACGUCGAUGAAUCUUCGCCGCUCGAACACAUUCGCAUCCAGAAACGGUACGAACUAAAAUGGGAACAAAAAACACAUCGCAAAAAGGAACUGGAUCGGAACCGUGCCGGGCUGGGCGAGCUGCACCAUUCGAUCGGUGUAAUUGAACACAUUUCGGAGCAAGAAAUCAAAGGGCUGGCCAGCCGUAUCAAGCGCCGCAAACGUUGCGAUCCGUUGGAUUUGGUACGGCUUAGCUAUGGGUUCCAGCAAAGCCGGGAAAACAUUUCCCACUUUAUCCGUACGACGGGUGCAAUUAAUGUAAUUGUGAAGGAACUUACCGGGCACGAUUACAAUCUGCAACUGCUGGCCGCUGAAUGUUUGUGCAAUCUGUCGCUGGGUGAUGAUGUGUGCUGCGAGAAGAUAGCGAACUUUGCCGGAACGUAUCUGAUUGCGCUGGCAGAAAAUCCAAACUGUCGCCCGUUGCAGCAGACAUGCUUCUGGACGUUGCAGAAUAUUGUCGGGUCGAGUCCGAAGGGAAGCAAGUUGUUGUUCUCGCAAGGGUUGGUGGUGGUGUUGGUACGAUUGCUUUCGACGGUAACGGACCAGGAAGCGGCUGAUGAUAUUAUAUUAACGUUAGAGUUAGCACUUAAUUACGAGCAGGAUGUUGAACCGAGCGCAAUCCCACAAAUAGUGCAAUGCUUCGCCGGAAAGGAACUGCAUCCUAGUAGCCUUCGCCUGCUGUACAAAUGUUACGGCUUGAUACAAAACGACCUUCUUCAACAGAGUUCUUUCUCGUACAUUAUCCCGCAAUGUUUAGACUUUCUGUCAAGCAUUAUGGACCGUCAUCUACCAACCCAUGCCGCUCCAAUUUUACUUGCCGUCCGUUUGCUUGCCCACCACGCGGUGGCCAACACCAACGGUAUCGAAGAAAUUCUUCGAUAUCAACUACAGCGGAGCACUCUGAAAUUUUCAACACUUUUCAACGAUUGUGCUAUGGAAGGUAUGUUGCCGGUUUGCAAAGAGUUGCUCUGGUUGCUAGGACAGAUCCAUAGUAACGGAAGCGCGGGAAACAAUGCAGAACUGCUCAAAUCGUACCUAGUUUUCGAUAACUUUGUAGAGAAAAUCUCCGUUCCCGAGGCACUGCUUUGA
This is a messenger RNA of Anopheles maculipalpis, 1131 nucleotides long. RefSeq lists its product as uncharacterized. NCBI's taxonomy places the organism in Eukaryota, Metazoa, Arthropoda, Insecta, Diptera, Culicidae. The record is from RefSeq and is a predicted model, not a curated record. Bases 1 to 1131 code for a protein of 376 amino acids. The transcript is spliced from 2 exons.